UCGUAGUCACAAAAACAUAUUGGGCGGGAAAAACAGACGCGUGUGUGGGGGAGGCGACGGGACGCAUUCAAAUUUAGAAGCCUGUGAUUGGCGGAUGUGUCUUUCUAGAAGCCCAUUUGUAACCAAUGAAAUAUGUUUUCUUCAUUCGUUGUGCACAAAGACCCAAUCAGUAAAUGCAACCCAGCCCUCAUAAAUUAGCAUGAGCUUUCAAUAAAUACCCGGUACGCUCCUGUAAGGAAAGCUAUUGUUUUGUUCGACACUUGCAACAUGCCUGAACCAGCGAAAUCCGCUCCCAAGAAGGGCUCCAAGAAGGCGGUCACUAAGACUGCCGCUAAAGGAGGAAAGAAGCGCAGAAAGUCCAGGAAGGAGAGCUACGCUAUCUACGUGUACAAAGUGUUGAAGCAGGUUCAUCCUGACACCGGGAUCUCCUCCAAGGCGAUGGGCAUCAUGAACUCUUUCGUCAACGACAUCUUCGAGCGCAUCGCCGGUGAGUCGUCUCGUCUCGCUCACUACAACAAGCGCUCCACCAUCACAUCGAGAGAGAUCCAGACCGCCGUGCGUCUGCUGCUUCCCGGAGAGCUGGCCAAACACGCCGUGUCUGAGGGCACCAAGGCCGUCACCAAGUACACCAGCUCCAAAUAGAGUGUAAUCUGACUUCUACAACCCCAACGGCUCUUUUAAGAGCCACCCAUCAUUUCAGUUAAAGGGCUUUCAGCGUUUAAAUAUGUGGUUGUUUGUUAAAUCAAGGUUUUAUUAAAGAGAAGUUUAGCUUAUUGGACGAACAAAAACCCUUAAUAUACAGUAAAUGCUUGCAUCACACAAAAUCUCUAAAAUACUAUUUAAGCUUGUUCUUGUUUUUCUAACAAUAGUCUUAUUACUCAAAUAACGAAACCGUCAACAGAAUUGUAUUCCGUGUUACAUAUUGUUCAAACUUAAACAAUUUUUCAGAAUUAAAGAUUAGAACAAAAGAACAGCAUUUAUUUCCCAUACUAUUUCUUUAGGUGCGUGUGUGUUUUCUAUGAAUCAAAUACAUGGGCAGAGCUACAUUGACCAGAACGUUGAAUAUAAGAAAUGUGUGUAGCAUUUCUAUCCGGAUAAUAGAAUGAUUUCUGAAGAAUCAUGUGACACUGAUGACUGUAAUGAUGCCGUAAAUAUAGCAUUGCCAGCGCAGGAAUAAAUUAAAUUUUAAGUA
Molecule: messenger RNA, 1192 nt
Organism: Cyprinus carpio (common carp)
Lineage: Eukaryota; Metazoa; Chordata; Actinopteri; Cypriniformes; Cyprinidae
Product: histone H2B
Cellular component (GO): nucleosome
Molecular function (GO): structural constituent of chromatin; protein heterodimerization activity; DNA binding
Source: RefSeq, a predicted model, not a curated record